This is a messenger RNA of Naegleria gruberi, 996 nucleotides long. RefSeq lists its product as uncharacterized. Bases 1 to 996 code for a protein of 331 amino acids. The record is from RefSeq and is a predicted model, not a curated record. The transcript has a single exon. Gene Ontology annotation, molecular function: RNA binding; RNA helicase activity. NCBI's taxonomy places the organism in Eukaryota, Heterolobosea, Eutetramitea, Acrasida, Naegleriidae.
AUGUUAUCAAAACAUUUAGAAAAUUACCUGUUUGAAUGUUGUGUUGGAACUGAUCGAUUGGUUUCUUAUUCGAUUGCCAUUGUGGAAAGAAUGAAGAAAGAGGAAACUAGAAAGAAAAAGACCAUUGUGAUUGGGAAUGGUAAAAUGUGGUUCUAUACAGUUGGAUACUUGUUAAAAACCUUUGGAGGAGAUGAAAUUAAGGUUUGCAAUUUGGUGGAAGAUCAAACGUACAACCAGGAAAAUAUAAUUCUUGGAACUCCUGAUAAAAUUAAUGAACUAUUGGAAAGUGGAAAUGUUAAUUGUACAGAUAUUAAUCUAUUGGUGGUUGAUCAACCAGAUGAACUGUCUAGAUUCGAUUUAUCAAUGCAUGCCAUUUUGAGGAAUGUUAAUUGUCAAAUAUUUUGGUUCAGCUCUAAGAGAAAUGAUUUCACCAAUGAAAUUUAUCUGAAAUCUCCCAUUGUUAUCGAACCACUCCAAGAUGAAAAGUCUACCAAUCAGAAUUUGGGAUAUAUUUACUCCAAACAUUUUUACAUUGACGUAGAAAAGGAAAGCUACAAACCUGAAACUCUGCCUGAUUUACUGGACUACAUCUCAGCACAAUGUGCAAUUUAUUGUAAUACUUAUGAACGUGCGAUUGAAAUUUCAAGAGCUCUGGAGCGUGAGCAUCACACAGCCCAUUGUCUACACAAUGAAAUGUCAGACUCAGAAAUUGAACAAAAAAUCAAUGAUUUCAGAAAUGCAAUUGUCCAAAACUUGAUAAUUUCCAAUUACAAAUUCCCCAAAUUGAAUUUCAAUCCUAAAAUUACCGUCAAUUACGAUCUACCUUGGCAAAAUGACAAGUAUGUCAAAUGUUGUUGUUUGAGAUCAAAAUAUGAGCCCAGAAGUAUUCAUAUUAGUUUCGUUAGAAAUGAGGAUAAGCUCAAGUUGAAAGAACUUGAAAGAUACUAUUCUCUUUCUAUUGAUGAAUGCCCCAUGGACAUUAUCGAGAUGAUUUGA